Messenger RNA from Knipowitschia caucasica, 3783 nucleotides. The record is from the annotation of a GenBank genome assembly. NCBI's taxonomy places the organism in Eukaryota, Metazoa, Chordata, Actinopteri, Gobiiformes, Gobiidae.
AUGUUUCAGAUCUGCACAAACUUGUUCCGGACGCUUCCUCCGAGUGAGAACCCAGACUUUGACCCAGAGGAAGACGAGCCCACUCUGGAGGCAUCCUGGCCCCACAUGCAGCUGGUGUACGAGUUCCUCCUGCGUUUCCUGGAGAACCCUGACUUCCAGCCGAGCAUCGCUAAACGCUACAUCGACCAGAGAUUUGUGCUGCAGUUGUUGGAGUCAUUCGACAGUGAAGAUCCGAGAGAGAGGGACGUCCUGAAGACCAUCCUGCACCGGAUCUACGGGAAAUUCCUGGGUCUCCGCGCUUUCAUCCGCAAACAGAUCAACAACAUCUUCCUCCGGUUCAUUUACGAGUCGGAGCGCUUCAAUGGUGUGGCUGAGCUCCUGGAGAUCCUGGGGAGUAUCAUCAAUGGCUUCGCUCUCCCGUUGAAAGCUGAACAUAAACAGUUCCUGAUGAAGGUUCUGAUCCCGCUGCACACGGCCAAAGCCCUCGUCCUGUUCCACGCUCAGCUGGCGUACUGCGUGGUCCAGUUCCUGGAGAAGGAUCCCACGCUCACAGAACCGGUCAUCCGUGGUCUGUUGAAAUUCUGGCCCAAGACGUGCAGCCAGAAGGAGGUCAUGUUUUUGGGGGAGAUAGAGGAGAUCCUGGACGUCAUCGAGCCGACACAGUUCAAGAAGAUCCAGGAGCUGCUCUUUAAACAGAUCUCCAGAUGUGUCUCCAACCCACAUUUCCAGGUGAGAGACCAGAGUGCGCGGGAGACCACCAGAGUGUGUGCGCGAGAGACCACCAGAGUGUGCGAGAGAGACCACCAGAGUGUGCGCGAGAGACCGCCAGAGUGUGCGCGAGAGACCGCCAGAGUGUGCGCGAGAGACCGCCAGAGUGUGCGCGAGAGACCGCCAGAGUGUGCGCGAGAGACCGCCAGAGUGUGCGAGAGAGACCGCCAGAGUGUGCGAGAGAGACCGCCAGAGUGUGCGAGAGAGACCGCCAGAGUGUGCGAGAGAGACCGCCAGAGUGUGCGAGAGAGACCGCCAGAGUGUGCGAGAGAGACCGCCAGAGUGUGCGAGAGAGACCGCCAGAGUGUGCGAGAGAGACCGCCAGAGUGUGCGAGAGAGACCGCCAGAGUGUGCGAGAGAGACCGCCAGAGUGUGCGAGAGAGACCGCCAGAGUGUGCGAGAGAGACCGCCAGAGUGUGCGAGAGAGACCGCCAGAGUGUGCGAGAGAGACCGCCAGAGUGUGCGAGAGAGACCGCCAGAGUGUGCGAGAGAGACCGCCAGAGUGUGCGAGAGAGACCGCCAGAGUGUGCGAGAGAGACCGCCAGAGUGUGCGAGAGAGACCGCCAGAGUGUGCGAGAGAGACCGCCAGAGUGUGCGAGAGAGACCGCCAGAGUGUGCGAGAGAGACCGCCAGAGUGUGCGAGAGAGACCGCCAGAGUGUGCGAGAGAGACCGCCAGAGUGUGCGAGAGAGACCGCCAGAGAGAGAGACCGCAGAGUGAGAGAGACCGCCAGAGUGUGCGAGAGAGACCGCCAGAGUGUGCGAGAGAGACCGCCAGAGUGUGCGAGAGAGACCGCCAGAGUGUGCGAGAGAGACCGCCAGAGUGUGCGAGAGAGACCGCCAGAGUGUGCGAGAGAGACCGCCAGAGUGUGCGAGAGAGACCGCCAGAGUGUGCGAGAGAGACCGCCAGAGUGUGCGAGAGAGACCGCCAGAGUGUGCGAGAGAGACCGCCAGAGUGUGCGAGAGAGACCGCCAGAGUGUGCGAGAGAGACCGCCAGAGUGUGCGCGAGAGAGACCGCCAGAGUGUGCGCGAGAGAGACCGCCAGAGUGUGCGCGAGAGAGACCGCCAGAGUGUGCGCGAGAGAGACCGCCAGAGUGUGCGCGAGAGAGACCGCCAGAGUGUGCGCGAGAGAGACCGCCAGAGUGUGCGCGAGAGAGACCGCCAGAGUGUGCGCGAGAGAGACCGCCAGAGUGUGCGCGAGAGAGAGACCGCCAGAAGAGACCGCCAGAGUGUGCGCGAGAGAGACCGCCAGAGUGUGCGCGAGAGAGACCGCCAGAGUGUGCGCGAGAGAGACCGCCAGAGUGUGCGCGAGAGAGACCGCCAGAGUGUGCGCGAGAGAGACCGCCAGAGUGUGCGCGAGAGAGACCGCCAGAGUGUGCGCGAGAGAGACCGCCAGAGUGUGCGCGAGAGAGACCGCCAGAGUGUGCGCGAGAGAGACCGCCAGAGUGUGCGCGAGAGAGACCGCCAGAGUGUGCGCGAGAGAGACCGCCAGAGUGUGCGCGAGAGAGACCGCCAGAGUGUGCGCGAGAGAGACCGCCAGAGUGUGCGCGAGAGAGACCGCCAGAGUGUGCGCGAGAGAGACCGCCAGAGUGUGCGCGAGAGAGACCGCCAGAGUGUGCGCGAGAGAGACCGCCAGAGUGUGCGCGAGAGAGACCGCCAGAGUGUGCGCGAGAGAGACCGCCAGAGUGUGCGCGAGAGAGACCGCCAGAGUGUGCGCGAGAGAGACCGCCAGAGUGUGCGCGAGAGAGACCGCCAGAGUGUGCGCGAGAGAGACCGCCAGAGUGUGCGCGAGAGAGACCGCCAGAGUGUGCGCGAGAGAGACCGCCAGAGUGUGCGCGAGAGAGACCGCCAGAGUGUGCGCGAGAGAGACCGCCAGAGUGUGCGCGAGAGAGACCGCCAGAGUGUGCGCGAGAGAGACCGCCAGAGUGUGCGCGAGAGAGACCGCCAGAGUGUGCGCGAGAGAGACCGCCAGAAGAGAGACCGCCAGAGUGUGCGCGAGAGAGACCGCCAGAGUGUGCGCGAGAGAGACCGCCAGAGUGUGCGCGAGAGAGACCGCCAGAGUGUGCGCGAGAGAGACCGCCAGAGUGUGCGCGAGAGAGACCGCCAGAGUGUGCGCGAGAGAGACCGCCAGAGUGUGCGCGAGAGAGACCGCCAGAGUGUGCGCGAGAGAGACCGCCAGAGUGUGCGCGAGAGAGACCGCCAGAGUGUGCGCGAGAGAGACCGCCAGAGUGUGCGCGAGAGAGACCGCCAGAGUGUGCGCGAGAGAGACCGCCAGAGUGUGCGCGAGAGAGACCGCCAGAGUGUGCGCGAGAGAGACCGCCAGAGUGUGCGCGAGAGAGACCGCCAGAGUGUGCGCGAGAGAGACCGCCAGAGUGUGCGCGAGAGAGACCGCCAGAGUGUGCGCGAGAGAGACCGCCAGAGUGUGCGCGAGAGAGACCGCCAGAGUGUGCGCGAGAGAGACCGCCAGAGUGUGCGCGAGAGAGACCGCCAGAGUGUGCGCGAGAGAGACCGCCAGAGUGUGCGCGAGAGAGACCGCCAGAGUGUGGCAGAGAGGGCGCUGUACUUCUGGAACAACGAGUACAUCCUGAGUCUGAUCGAGGAGAACAUCGACAAGAUCCUGCCCAUCAUGUUCGGGAGCCUGUACCGCAUCUCCAAGGAGCACUGGAACGCGACCAUCGUGGCUCUGGUCUAUAACGUCCUGAAGACCCUGAUGGAGAUGAACGGGCCUCUGUUCGACGAGCUCACCACGUCCUACAAGACGGAGCGACAGAGGGAGAAGAAACGUGAGCAGGAGCGAGACGAGCUGUGGAGGAAACUGGACGAGCUGCAGCUGAACCACUAUGGCCCCAACAACAUGCUCCUCCCCCACAACAACAACAACAACAACAACAACAACAACAGCAGCCGCACCUGCCCUGCUCCCGGCGGCUCGGAGCACAGAGAGAAGGAGCCGGACUGUUCUGGACUCGCACCACUGUGUGACCUCAAUGACCGCAGUGACCCCAGGGCACAGUGA